AUGGCUCGACACAGCAUUGGUCCAUGGGCGCUGUGCCGAGCAUACCUCUUGAUAAGCAUACUACUACAAUCGAUUCAAGUCCACAAGGGCUUAUUGCCCGCCUAUGCUGAAACAGUCGACAACUCCUCCCUGAACCCCACCAGCAAAAUCGGCACUCCACCGCAUGAGGCCCUUACAAACACCGCCAUACCAGCCGACACACCCUCCGAUCGGAACUCCGCUCCACCAGAAAAUGGCGACUUGCAUUACAGAGAGCCGCAGCUGGGCCCCAUCUACCACAACGUCUCCGGUUUCGCCAUCAAAAAUGUCGAAAUCUGCAAAUCUCGUCCCUUCGCCCUCACUCAGGAGAAUUACCUCCUCAGCGGGGCCGAUGAGUGGCUUCGGGAUUUUACAAUGAAGAACCAGCACCGCAAGUACAUGCAAAAGCACGGCGUCAUCUCCACCAUCGCGUAUGAUUUCCUAGGUGACAUGAACUUCAAGUGUGCCAUCGGGUUCCAGCAUCUGUGCAGUGUGCAGUGCUUGAUGGUUGUGGCGCAUGUUGAGGAUUUGAGGCAGGCAAGGCAGGUCUACUUCGUGUUGGCUUCUGCAUCGCACUUCAUCUCGGCGUUGACUGUCGUUCAUGUAUGCUUUCCUCCUCCUGGUUGAUUGAUAUUUGGUAGCUGAGCGAGGCGGCAACUGACCUCGAUUUGCAAAUAUAGGACGCUUUGGUAGCGGCACAAUCCUCCAGCGGUCUUCUAUCUGGGAAAAUGGCAACGACUUUCUACUUCACCGAGCUAAGCGCCGACGAAGAAGUCCGAGCCCGAGCUUACAAACUGUUGAUAGAAGGCGCGGCAUGGGCAGCGCAAUUAGCCCUGAAUCAAAUCAUUCCAAUGAUUCCAUGGUCAAUAAUCUCCGAAUUCGUGUCGGAAAAGAUGAAAGCUUUGGCUUUGAAGAAGGGAAAAGUUCCAGCGGGUGAAGGUGACGAAUCCAUCAUUUAUGCUCCGUUCGACCUUGCCGGGUACUAUAGCUCAGGAGAGCACGCAGCCGCCAACGCGAAGAAAGUUUCUGAAAUCUUCGCGGAGGAAGGCUUGAGAGAGGUCUUCGUGGAACAUGGCAUUAGCCCCGCUGACGUUUUAUACUAUACCGACGGCUCCAAGCCGAUUGUGCCUGACCGUCUUUGGCAGAUUGUACGGCAUCUUGCCGAGACGCCACAGGACAGGGUGGCCGAGCAGGAGCCCGAUCCACAAGAGCACAAGGGGGGUUGGUUCUCCUGGCCACGCGGCCUUUCAGGGACUAUGAAGGAAUACAGAAAGUGGGAGAGGCAGAAGAAGGAUCGGUUGUGGAUUGAGAUGAUGAGUGUUAAACCGCUCGAGAUUGGUGUUCCCGAUCAUUAUCGUUUCGGGUUGGACGGGACGGUGAACUCAAAUAUCAAAGAGACACAGGCUCCCCCGCAGAUUCCGAAGAUCGAAAUGCCACGGCCCCCCCGGAAGAAUCCCAAGAGCAAAAAGCACUCCUGGGCAUUUGGGUUUUUCAAGAAGGCCUUUGGUAAGCCUUAGCCUUCCUUUCCCGCCCCCAGAAGAGCGGGACAUUCCCUCAAAUAGCUCAACUAAUAUGAACACUGCAGACGCCAGUAGUUGGGGGUUUAUGUGGAGCUGUUUCAAAGACGUGUCCUCCGCCCGGUCGCGCAUGGCUAGAUAUCCGAGCUGGAUUAAACGCGCCUCGCAGCAGCCCCCUAUGAUCGGCGGGGUCACUAGCACCGGAUCUUGUGACGAUGAAACGGGCCCGGCCCUUAUCGAUGCUCCAAACGUAGUCCAGAAGGACCCCGACCAGCUGACCCCCGAAGCGAACAAGGGAGGCCCCUCGGACGCGCCGGCAAGACCAAUUAUCCCCAUCCGUCCGUUCAGUUACAAAGAAUACGCGGAAGAGAGAGAUUCUAGGAACCGUGCAGAUGCGUUGAAAUGGUGGCAAGGAUGGAGGAAAAAGUGGAAACUAUGGGAUGGGAAGACGGACCGGGAGGGGAAACGGAGAGAUGAAUUAAAGGAAAAAGAGGAAAAAGAGAAAAUAGAGGAAGAUAGGAAGAAAAUAGAAGAAAGGAAAGGAAUAGAAAGGAAACUAAUAGAAUGGAAAAAAAUAGGAGAGGAGGAAAUAAAGAAAGCGAAAGAAAUAAGAGAGAAGAGAAUAAAGAAAGGGAAAGAAAGGGAAAGAGACAAGGACCUAAGCGGGUGGGAAAUAUUACAGGCAGAGAACGAAAGAAAGUGGAGAGAAACAAUAUGGGAAGAGGAGGAAGAGGAGGAAGAGGGGGAAGCGGCGGAAGUCAAAGAAGUCAAAGAAGUCAAAGAAGUCAAAGAAGUCAAAGAAGCCAAAGAAGCCAAAGAAGCCAAAGAAGCCAAAGAAGCCAAAGAAGCCAAAGAAUCCAAAGAAGCCAAAGAAGUCAAAGAAGUCAAAGAAGUCAAAGAAGUCAAAGAAGUCAAAGAAGGCAAAGAAGGCAAAGAAGGCAAAGAAGGCAAAGAAGGCAAAGAAGGCAAAGAAGGCAAAGAAGUACAAGAAGUCCAAGAAGCGCAAGAAGUGCAGGAAGUGCAGGAAGUGCAGGAAGUGCAAGAAGUGCAAGAGGGAAAAUCGCAAAUAGGUCAGGACUCCGAGCCUAGGAUAAAACCUCUGGGGCCAGUUGAAAAAGUCCCCUACUACAGAGAUACCGGCACCGCCUUCAAUGACUUUAAGUUGGACAUAACGGCCCUCCUCCAUCCCGUCCUCGACACAGACUUUGAAUCCGAAGAAAGCAGAAGGAGAAGGCUGAGCUGGCAAGAGAAACUCAUCAGGACUGAGGGAAUGUUGCGCAAGUUCUACCCGGCCUGGAAAGCUGCUAGUGUCGAUACCAUGGUCAAAAUGACGUUUUCCUCAUGGCAGGCGAAUGAUGCCAGCAAGGAACAGAACGAAAUGAGCUUGCGUUAUGUGAUCCAACAGUCUUCGGCGUUCGCCCGCAAGGGGCUGAAGGAGACGGCUAAUAGGGUUUUCGGUCCACCUGAUCUUGGUUCGAAUGGUAUUUGCGGUCAUCAUGUAUCACUCGGUAAUUGUGCUAAUUUUUAUAUAGGCGAUAGUGAUAUUGCUGACCUGAUGGCUGCGGGAAGUCUACUUCCCGUAGGCGACGGGUCAAUGUCGAUGUGGACCAGUGCCGAAGUUGAAAAGCGAGUUCAUGCCCUCCUCCCUCCCUUUCCCUCUCAUCCGCUUUACAAACUACUAACGGUCCUAUAGAUUGAUAACCAAGACUGUCAACUCGAGAGCUAUAAACGCCGCCCUCAAGUCUCAGAAGAUCUAUGUGUCCUGCACCCAGGACUUACUCCACUUCAAAGCCAAAAACUCCCCUGGAACCCAGGUUGGGAAAUGCGAACUGGAUAACUCGGGGCCCCAAAAUCUAAAGGCCUGUAUCGGGAACGUAGCCUGCUACAUCUACCGCUGGAACGACCGUCCUUUGAUCAUUGGCCAUCACAACGAGGAGCCCUUCGGCCUAGACAAGAUAUCGGAGCACCCCUGGGAGAUGAGCGUACAAGACAUUAUAACCUCCUCCUUCUUCUCUAAGAUGUAUGGAAUAGGAAACGCCCAGCUCGGCGACGAUAACGCGGAUUUUAUCAACUCUGACCCGAGUGCCAACUCCGCCCUCAGCCCCUCCGACCCCGGCGUCUUCACGGUGCCGGUGUGCCUCACCCCCAAAAAUUGGAACACCCAGAUAAAAGACUACUGGAUAGGAAAUGACGUCGACCCCUCCGCCUCAGUCAAGGCGCUCCCCUGCUACUGCGGCGACCUUGGCGCUGAGACGAGCCAAAUCUGGCACGACACAGGGCUCAUGCGCUCGAGGGCACAGCACACCUACACGCACACAAACUGCCCGAACCAAUUCAAGACGCGUCUAUCGGACUGGCUGGAGCGCUACGUGGCAAUGUGCAACUUGAACAUUCGCAAGGGCAAAUUCCGCUGGCAGAUCAAAACGGGCAAGCACCGCUUGUGUGACGUCGUCAUGCACGAACUGAAAAUGGAGGGAGUCCAGACCGUCACAGAAUUGGACAGGGAAGUACGCUAUGCCCUCAAGUGCAAGAUCAAGCGCAAGAAGAGCAAGGGGUGCAAGAAGUACUACCGCACACCCAUCUCCUCCGUCUGGGACGAAACGCGGCAAGCCGUACUCGACCGCGUGCAGGAGGAACUCCUCGAGAAGGGGCCUUCCGUGCCCACCGUGGAUGGCUUCACGCAGGAAGAGUUGCGCAAUUGGGAGUGGUGGCUCGAAGAAGCUGAGGGGGUGGAAGGGGAAUACAAGGAGAUGGACACGAUUCAGAGGGAGUAUUCUAUCGAUACGGGGAUCCCGCCGGGCAGUGACCCCGUCACCGCCGUUGGGAACCGCACGAGUGAUUCUCAUGACGGGGAGGGUGAGGGUGGCGUUAAGGCUGAGAGCGAGGGUAGGGAUGAAGACUCUGACCAUGACGAGCCCGACCUGGAUGAGGAACCCAAAUUGGAUGGGGACGAGGAGCAGAACGGCGAAGCCGGGAGUUGGGAUGAUGAUGGGUUUUACAAGUAUUCUGAUGGUCAUUUCGCUUGA
Molecule: messenger RNA, 4561 nt
Organism: Tuber aestivum (summer truffle)
Lineage: Eukaryota; Fungi; Ascomycota; Pezizomycetes; Pezizales; Tuberaceae
Source: the annotation of a GenBank genome assembly